GGAUAACUGAGACUCACGGAGCUGCUGCUUCGCCGCACACUCAAACAGAUAGCCUACGAACACUUCAACGAUAAUCGCAGAUCAUUUACCAAAGAGGGAUGAAGAGCAUCAACUUUUUUACCGACUUGCUUCUUCUAUUCAUAGCCAGUGAUGCGAGCGCUUGGAUUAUCAGAAAUGCGACUGAAACGCUCAUCGGAACCAAUAUCACUAUUAAUAAAUCGGAAAUGGUGAAUGACGGAUUUGCGUCCAUACCCAAAUCAAGGCAAAAACGGUACAUUUCGCAAGGUGACAUGAUAGCUAUUCUGGACUAUCACAACAAGGUGCGAGCGAAUGUUUUCCCACCUGCAGCCAACAUGGAAUAUAUGCUUUGGAAUGAAGACCUAGCCAGGUCAGCAGAAGCUUGGGCAGCCACUUGUAUUUGGGAACAUGGACCUCCUUACCUUCUCCGAUAUCUGGGUCAAAACCUCUCAGUCCGAACUGGCAAUUACCGCUCCAUUCUUCAGCUGGUUAAACCUUGGUAUGAUGAGGUCAGAGAUUAUGUGUUUCCAUACCCACAUGACUGCAAUCCCCGCUGUCCGAUGCGCUGUUAUGGACCAAUGUGCACACAUUACACACAAAUGGUGUGGGCGUCAUCAAACAGAGUUGGAUGUGCCAUCCAAACCUGUUACAAUAUGGUAGUGUGGGGCGUCAUAUGGAGGGAGGCAACGUACUUGGUCUGCAAUUAUUCUCCAAAGGGCAACUGGAUUGGUGAUGCACCUUACAGAGUCGGUGUGCCAUGCUCAGCCUGCCCUCCAAGCUACGGAGGUUCAUGCAGCAACAACAUGUGCUUUCCUGCCAUCAACUCAAACUUCAUGUACUGGUUUAAAUAA
This is a messenger RNA of Sinocyclocheilus rhinocerous, 869 nucleotides long. Its product is annotated as peptidase inhibitor 15-like. Gene Ontology annotation, cellular component: extracellular region. The transcript has 6 exons. Bases 99 to 869 code for a protein of 256 amino acids. The record is from RefSeq and is a predicted model, not a curated record. NCBI's taxonomy places the organism in Eukaryota, Metazoa, Chordata, Actinopteri, Cypriniformes, Cyprinidae.